AUGGACUCAUAAAAUGUAAGUGAUAUUUAUCUUUUCCCAUAUUACUAUAUAUUACGAAUAUUAUAAUUUUUUUUAUAUUACACAUAUAAGGUUAUUACAAUUGAAGAGGCCAAUCGGUUAGUUGGAUCCUUAAAAUCUUCAUAUACAGGACUCGUGCUGAAAGGGUAUUACUUACCAAAAUUAAAAUCUGCCUGCAUUACAAGCGAGUAUUCAUUAGGAGUUGCUUUAAUGAGAGUCUUUAUAUGUCAAGCCAAAGAUAUCAAAAUAGCAUACCUAAUUAAACAAGCCAAAAAAAUAGAUUUAUAUAGAGAGCUUCAUUAAUUAGUUGGUUAAGAAAUAGACUUAGAUUUUACAUCAAAAAUGCUACCAGACAGAGAAUGGUUGAUUAAUGUUCUCUAUUUUGUUUUCCCAAAUCAUUCGUAUUUCAAAUAACUCACCACAAAUCAGUUAAAAGGACUAACUUUAUAAGAUAUAUAUGGUAUAUGAAUAUUUAUAUAUUUAAAGAAAACUUAAAGGGUUAAAUACAUAAAUUUUUAGAUCAAAAAGACGCAUAGAAAAUGAAUAAAGUAAAAUAAAAGAUCAAAUUAAAAAAAUACAUACAUAAAUAAGUGAAGAAACCAAAAAGCAGACAGAUUUAUAAGGAAAGCUCUAAUAAUUAAAAACAUCUUUGAA
Messenger RNA from Paramecium pentaurelia, 672 nucleotides. Lineage: Eukaryota; Ciliophora; Oligohymenophorea; Peniculida; Parameciidae. The record is from the annotation of a GenBank genome assembly.